Striga asiatica is the source of this 2776-nucleotide messenger RNA. The record is from the annotation of a GenBank genome assembly. NCBI's taxonomy places the organism in Eukaryota, Viridiplantae, Streptophyta, Magnoliopsida, Lamiales, Orobanchaceae.
UGGGCAUUCGAGAAUUAGAUAUAAGGAAUAGAUGAAAUCCAAAUAUGAACCUAUAUAAAUCGUAAUUGGUAAUCAAUAAAAUCGGUGAGAAAAAUCAUUUUUGAAGUACAUUGUAUCCUUAUAGUUGUUGAAGCUGCCAUUAAAAUAGUUAUACUCAGCACUCACAUCUCACCAGUAUCAACUAGUUUCUACUUCGCUAAAAUUUGGGGGUUUAGGGUUUUCCGUGCGCACCAAAUUUACGGGAGGGUAAUUUGAAGAGAUAGAGGAAAGGGAAUGGACCCAGAGGAUAUCGAUAAAGUGGUGCUCGCCUAUUUGGAUAAGAGGGGUUUUAAGCAAGCUGAGCUCGCAUUACAGCAGGAGAAACAGCAGCAAGGCAAAGGCAACGCCUCGAUCGCCCAAAUUGACUCUGAUAUUGCCAAACAAAUCCUUGCCUUUGCUGAAGUGGAUAGUCCCGCGCAGUACCAUGAAGGGUAUGGCAAACUUCGAUCAUGGGCUUAUAGUUCACUGGAUCAGUACCAGCACGAGUUGGUCAGAGUUUUGUAUCCGGUAUUUCUCCAUGGAUUUAUGGAUCUUGUUGCGAAGGGACAUAUUCAGGAAGCUCGAGAUUUUUUUAAUAGCUUUCGAGGAGACCACGAGCUGACGCAUUCACGUGACCUCCAAAAAUUAGAAGGGGUUCUUUCUCCCUCUCAUCUAGAGGAGAUGGAAUUUGCACAUACUCUCAGGAAGAGCAAAGUUAGCAUUAAGAUAUGCCAAUACUCCUAUGACCUGCUUCUGCAAUACUUGCACAAGUCUCAGUCAACUACGAUGCUUGGAAUCAUCAACGAGCACAUCAACUUUCAAGUUUGUCCUGGACAACCAAGCUCAAUUGCUGAUGACGCAGAAUUUGUUACCCUUUUUGGAAGUGACCAGGAUGCAGCUAAUUUGAUAAAUCAGAAAGAGAUACAUUGGGGGUUGCUUGAAGAUUCUUUGGAAGAAAAGUUGGAGAAGACAAGCGUCUCUAACGUGGAUUCAGAAAAGGCAGAUGGAGAAAUGAGAGAAGGGGAACUGGAAGAGAAUAAGGCUGUUACUGUCAUUCCCGUUGUCCAGAAAAGACCAGUCGAUGGUGGCAAACAAGGAGCUACACUUAAGAAGCAAAAGAAGGAUAAGGUUGCAGGUUCCACAACAAAAGCCAAUCGUUCGGACAAUGCCACAGUUUCUGGAGCACCACGUGUCAAACCAGAGCUGGCCUUGCCAGUAAUGUAUAUCCCAGAAUCUUGUGCAGUUAUGCCUUUUCCUGUUAUUGUCAUUUCUGUCAUUAUUGGCUGUAGAACGGAAGAUGUGGAACAUUCUAUUCUUGAAGACUUGAGAAACCGUGUUCAGUUGAGUAGCAUGACAUUGCCUUCGGUCAGUUUCUACACAUUCAUCAACACACAUAACAGCCUGAAUUCUGUUUCAAUGUCUCAUGAUGGAUCAAUGGUAGCCGGUGGAUUUUCGGACUCCUCAUUAAAGGUUGAUCGCUUUUCUGUUUGGGACAUGGCAAAGCUUGGGCAACAAAAUGGAAACUCCCCAUUGCAGGGUGAAAACGAGGUGGUGCCGAAUGAGCAUAUGCCUGGAUCAAAUGCUGGGAGAAGACCUUACACUUUAUUUCGAGGUCACUCUGGGCCUGUUCAUUCUGCUACUUUUAGUCCUUUCGGGGAUUACAUUUUAUCAUCAUCAUCAGAUUCUACAGUAAGAUUGUGGAGCACGAAAUUUAAUGCGAAUCUGGUUUGCUACAAGGGUCACAAUUACCCUGUGUGGGAUGUCCAGUUUAGUCCAGUAGGACACUAUUUUGCCAGUGCUUCACAUGAUCGGACAGCAAGGGUCUGGGCUAUGGAUAGAAUACAGCCAUUAAGAAUAAUGGCAGGUCAUUUAUCUGAUGUUGAUUGUGUGCAGUGGCACGCCAACUGCAACUACAUUGCGACUGGGUCCAGUGACAAAACCGUGCGGCUUUGGGAUGUUCAGAGUGGGGAGUGUGUUAGGAUUUUCAUCGGGCAUAGGAGUUCGGUUUUAUGCCUGGCGAUGUCACCUGACGGCCGUUACAUGGCGUCUGGUGAUGAAGACGGCAAGAUUAUGAUGUGGGACCUCUCUUCUGGACGAUGUGUAUCCCCUCUGGUUGGCCACAGCUCUUGCAUAUGGUCACUCGCUUUCAGCUGUGAAGGUUCGCUUCUAGCAUCUGGCUCUGCCGACUGCACAGUCAAGAUAUGGGACGUGGCCACAAGCUCAAAGGUCAAUAAAACAGAAGAAAACAAAAGUGGAAGCACGGGCAGGCUCAGAUCAUUGAAGACACUACCCACUAAAUCCACCCCAGUAUACGCGCUGCAGUUCUCAAGAAGGAAUCUUUUAUUUGCUGCUGGAGCUCUCUCAAAGCAAUCAUAACUCUUUAACUUGUUAGGUCUCAUGACCUGUGGUAAAUUUUCGAAGAAAAACCAUAAGUCUUUCGUGGUCUGGUCGUACAUUUUGCUUUCAGCUCCUUGGAUAUUUAAUCUAUUUUUGUUUGUGUAAUGUUGAGAUUUCUAUAGCAGUAUAGUUGCAGAACUAACUAGUUUUACCCACUCCCCAGAGUAGUGAACUGAGAAACUUCAUUUCCAUGUUGACCUGUCCAAAUUAUCUUUUGAAAAAGAUGGUGUUUGUGGAUAGAACUGUUCUUGCUCGUCAAGAUUGUUUCAUUAACACUAUUUUCCUCUUACCUGUUGACCCUGACAUUUUUGGUUAACAAGUUGAGCUCGACCAUGUUAUUUUAUAGUUUUUGUGUUAAAAA